AGACUGCAGAUCAGUAUCCCACAGAAAAACACAGAAGGAAGACAAGAUGGAGCUCCAUAGUGGCCUCUGCUUGUGUCUGGUGUUAGCAACAGCUUGGACCAGUGUCACGGCACAGAUGUUGGACCCCAGAGGAAACCGUCCGGUCGAGCAGGGCAUGAAGUCUGACAAAUGCGCCCCAGAGAGGGAAUAUGGCGCAUGCAUAGAUGAUGACUGGGGCCCCAAGUGCCCGUCUGGCUGCCGUGUGCAGGGCCUGCUGGACAAGACAGACCACGAGCUGUUGACCAAGAUCGACAAGAUCCGCCGACUGCUGGACGACUACAACCAGAAGUACCGCAGCACCGACUCGUCCUCCAAGCAGGCCUAUGACCACCUCCGCCAAAAGCUCACUACCUCCUCAGGCAAUGAUAACAAGUACAUGACCCUGACAGAGAGUCUGAGAAGGAGGAUUCUGGACAUCAAGAUCAAGAUCGACGGCCAGCUCAAGCUCCUGGAGGCCAUGAAGGCCCGCGUGAGAGACCAGGUCAUAGAGAUGCAGAGACUUGAGGUGGACAUUGACAUCAAGCUGCGCUCCUGCAAGGGCUCGUGUGCGGAAUACGCCGAGUUCUCGGUGGACCGGGACAGUUACGUGGCGCUGGACAAGCAGAUGGACACACUGGAAGCCCAUCGGCAGAACAGCGUGGAGACGGUGGGAGCCCUGCGCGUUUUGAAGUCAGUGGAGGUGGUCUCCCCCAGCUUAAAGUCCGGAGGCGAGCAGCAGCAGUACUUCGAAGGCGUCGGGCAGAGCCAGCUCACCCUGUACGACGAGGGAGGCAGCGCCGUUGCGCCCGCCACUGUCGGAAAAGGCCCAGGUACCUCCCCCUCUUCCGACAAGUCCCUGACAUCCCUGAGCGGCGGCGGCGGCGGUGGCGGUGGGGGAAUCGGCGGAUUUGAAGGAGGAUUCGAGGAGUUCGGCAUCGGGUCGCCCUCUUUCUCCAGCUUUGAUUCCAGCAAGACCAUGAGCUCUUCGUCCUUCUCCAGCUCUGGCACCAAGACCAUGAGUUCCACCAAGAGCCUGCUCAGCUCCAGCGGCACCAAGUCCGGGGCCUUUGGGUCCGACUUCGGGGCGUUCGGGAGAGGGGACGUGGAUGACGCUCUGCCAGACAUCUUCGCCCGCAGUGGCAGGCCUGGGACACAGUCCGAGGGAAAGAUGGAGAAGAUCCCCACUGAAGUAGAUCACCCUCAGGCCAUGAAAUAUAGGAGAGGUGGAGGCUGCAGAUCAGUAUCCCACAGAACAACACAGAAGGAAGACAAGAUGAAGCUCCAUAGUGUCCUCUGCUUGUGUCUGGUCUUGGCAACAGCUUGGACCAGUGUCACAGCACAGAUGUUGGACCCCAGAGGAAACCGUCCGGUCGAGCAGGGCAUGAAGUCUGACAAAUGCGCCCCAGAGAAGGAAUAUGGCGCAUGCAUAGAUGAUGACUGGGGCCCCAAGUGCCCGUCUGGCUGCCGUGUGCAGGGCCUGCUGGACAAGACAGACCACGAGCUGUUGACCAAGAUCGACAAGAUCCGCCGACUGCUGGACGACUACAACCAGAAGUACCGCAGCACCGACUCGUCCUCCAAGCAGGCCUACGACCACCUCCGCCAAAAGCUCACUACCUCCUCAGGCGGUGAAAACAGGUAUAUGUCCCUGGCCGAGUCUCUGAGAAAGAGGAUUGUGGACAUCAAGAUCAAGAUCGACCGCCAGCUCGUUCGCCUGGAGGACAUGAAGACCCGCGUGAGAGACCAGAUCAUCGAGAUGCAGAGGCUUGAGGUGGACAUUGAUAUCAAGCUGCGCUCCUGCAAGGGCUCGUGUGCGGAAUACGCGGAGUUCUCGGUGGACCGGGACAGUUACGUGGCGCUGGACAAGCAGAUGGACACACUGGAAGCCAAUCGGCAGAACAGCGUGGAGACGGUGGGAGCCCUGCGCGUCAUGAAGUCUCGUGUCUUGAAGGAGGUCGACGUGCCCUCCAUCUACAAGUCUGGCUCACCUGAUGGCGAGCAGAAGCAGUACUUUGAGGAUGUCGGGCAGAGCCAGCUCACCCUGCAUGAUGAGGGCGGCAGUGCAGACGCCCCCGCCACCGUCGGAAAAUACCCAGGUACCUCCGCCUCGUCCUCUUCAUCCGACUCAUCCUCCUCCUCCUCCUCUUCUUCCUCCUCUGGGCCCUCAAUGACCAGCACCACCCACAUGAUGAAAUGCACGCGCACGGUGAGAAAGGUGGUGACGCACACCAAGGAUGGCCCCGUGGAGAAGUACGAGACUGUGAUGACCGGUGCCGGGUGCGAUGCCAUGGCCGGUGGUGCUGGUGGUGGCGGCGGAGGAUUCGGCGAAGGAAUCGACGAAGGAUUCCCCGGAUUCGGCGAAGACCUCUUCAAGCAGUUCGGGUCCUCUUCGUCCUUCUCCAGCUCCGGCACCAAGACCAUGAGUUCCACCAAGAGCCUGCUCAGCUCCGGUGGCACCAAGUCCGGGGCCUUUGGGUCCGACUUCGGGGCGUUUGGGAGAGGGGACGUGGACGACGCUCUGCCAGACAUCUUCGCCCGCAGUGGCAGGCCUGGGACACAGUCCGAGGGAAAGAUGGAGAAGAUCCCCACUGAAGUAGAGUAACAAGCCUGCUGCUGGCCAGAGGUGGACAUCCUGGGUUCAGAAAGUUUUUUUUUUAAAUUCCUGCUGCAUUAUGUGGUUUGUUGGAGCCAAAUGACUCCUCCAGCUUCACAAAGCUGACAUCUUCAGAGUCAGGACCAACCAACCUUAUUGGCCAAGUACAUUAUAUUUUUAUACUUGCAAGAAAUCUGACUCUCUACUCACAUUUAAGAUAAUGAUAUAGUACUUAGAGUUCAGAAAGGUUAAGUCCUGCUACAUAAUGUUUUUUAUCACAUUCCACCUGCUGAUCCGGUGUGAAUGAGCUAAUAAAAGUGAAAGCACUUGUAUUGAGAGCACAGACCAAAGGAAGAUAUGGCAAGCCUUUGACUCUCUCCGUCCAGUUUGUUCGCCUCUGGUUGCAGGCUUGUUAAGGCAAUCCACAAAGAACAACUUCAUCUACACAUUAUCUAGAGACAAAGCAAGAGCCUCCCUUUCCCCCUUUGUAUGGACUCAAUAAGGUGGAAAAAUCACACACACAACAGUCAUUUGAAUGUUUUCGUUUUCCCUU
Engraulis encrasicolus (European anchovy) is the source of this 3164-nucleotide messenger RNA. It is a transcript of the gene fga, whose product is annotated as fibrinogen alpha chain. The coding region runs from base 47 to 2620 and encodes 857 amino acids. The transcript is spliced from 12 exons. Gene Ontology annotation, molecular function: signaling receptor binding. Lineage: Eukaryota; Metazoa; Chordata; Actinopteri; Clupeiformes; Engraulidae. Gene Ontology annotation, biological process: protein polymerization; platelet activation; blood coagulation. The record is from RefSeq and is a predicted model, not a curated record. Gene Ontology annotation, cellular component: fibrinogen complex.